AUGACACAACGAGAAGUCAUAAAGCGUCAGGAAAUAGAAACUACAUCGCUUACAGGAACCACCUCCUUUCCUACCUCACGAGAAGCUAUCACCACGCGAGCAAAUCUAACAGCCUUAAAUGCAAUACAGACGAAUAUUGUACCAAUUCCAGUAGCUGUAAACUCGGCGCCUCCAGUAAUAAUUACUCCAUAUGUAACCGUGACUGUUCCAGUCUUUACAGAUAGGAUAAUAACAACAACACCUUCUGUUUCCAAUACCCCAGAUUCAAGUUCUCCGCAAGCAAUUAUACUUGCAGCAUCUGUUUUGAGUUCAGUUGGAAUAAUAACGAUCUUAGGCAUUAUAGUUUUAUGUUGGUUCAGAAGAGGAGAAAAAAGAAAAUUUGAAAGGGAUGAAGUAUCUCAAAUACAUGAUGAUGAAGUUAUACUAAGAAGAAGUAGAAGGGAUAAUUUUGACGGAUCAGUUGAUCAAAGCGAUGAUUUCGUAACCUAUAGACCAAGAGAUCCUGAUGAUGAACAAUUGCCUAGUUACGCUGAAGCUGUUGUAAGAGGAAGAGCAAGCUUACAAGGACAAUAUUAA
Cetraspora pellucida is the source of this 576-nucleotide messenger RNA. The record is from the annotation of a GenBank genome assembly. Lineage: Eukaryota; Fungi; Glomeromycota; Glomeromycetes; Diversisporales; Gigasporaceae.